AUGAAAAAUGAUAACGCAGUAGUUUACAGGAACAAUACUUGGAGCAUAUACAAUAACAAGUCCAAUGCCCCUGGGAAUAAAAAAAGAAGCCGAGUGGAAUACCUGACCCUCUUAGGGAAGGGACAACUGUUUGACGAAGCGGUAAACGAAAAUGAGAGUAAGCAAGGUGAAGUGACUGACAUGUACAUUUACACAGGCAAGGGAGUCGAGAAGGUGUCUAUAAACACAGGGGCGAAAGAGAAAACAAACGAAAUGCACAAAAAUAAGCGGUAUCAGUAUUUAAAGGAUAAAAUAACGAAUGCAUUAAAAAAUCAGGAAAUCGUAAAACAGAAUACCAGUGAGAAUGAAUUUCCAAGUGCUAACGAAAAUGAUCCCAAAGAUGUCUUCAUUUUUGAUAAGCUUAAAAAUGAAAUAAAUAUUUUAAGCACCAAAGAGCUAAAAGAAGAAGAGGAACUUAAAAGGGGAAUCGACAAUGCCACAGUGGAUACUCAUCCGUUGGAGGGGUUAUCGUUCCCUCAUACAGAUGGGCAUAAAACGGAAGAUAUUUUUCCUGCUACAGAUGUGCACGCAGAGGCAAUUGCUUCUGUCACUUCCAACCAUGUGGGCGAAAGUUCCGCAUAUGUAACAGAUAACGUGGGAAUUCUAUCUGGUCAAGGUGGAUACAACCAUCAUGAUCUAUAUAGAGAGGAUAAUGAACCUCUGUGCCAAAAAGAUGAAAGUGAACUCUUGAUCCAAUCGGAGGAGCGAGCCAACCUUGACGAUGAGAAGAAGGAAACUCCAAAUGAGGUGCAAACCGUAGAGGAAAACUCCACCAAACAGAAUGGUGAGUUCUUCAUCUAUACGGAAAAAUGUAGUGACAUCAGCAGCGAAACAGAGGAUGAUAUUUCUUCUGAGUCGGAAGUGGACGCCCCCAAAUGGGAAAGCCAACCGGAAAGGAGAAAUUUCAUGCCGGGUUUGAAGAAGAAAACAGGGGAAGUAAGAAGGAGGGAAAACUUCCAAAAAGGGAGGAUCGUGGAAAAGCGUAAAAACGGGAGACAGGUGAUGUGCAAAAGGGGGAUGUACGAAGGAGGAUCUGUAGAAAAUGGAUGGCAUGAAGAGGGUUGGUAUGAAAAGGAUUGGUAUGAAAAGGAUUGGUAUGAAAAGGAUUGGUAUGAAAAGGGUUGGCAUGAUAAGGGCCUGCAUGAGAAAGGAUGGCAUGGAAAAGGCCCCGCUGAGAACAGCUGCGGCGACGAUAGUCAAGGGGAAUACAGCCGGUACAAAAACGCAUACACAAAACAAGUACAAAGUACCCGUCGGCUCGGCGAAUUGCAUAAUGUGGAAAAAGAAAUGCACCACCUCAACGUGGAAAUCAACAAGGUAAAGGACAAAAUGAAAAUAAUCAACAACAAGAAAAACGGAAGAAUAAAUUUGUUGAAUAAAAAAAUUAAUAGUUUGAAAAGCAAACUGAGCGACACCUACGUCAAUAAUCUGAACGACGACAUAAAUAUUAUCAACAGUCAAAUCGAUAUUUUAUUUAUAAAAAAAAUUAGCAAAAUGUACAUGCAGAUAAAUUACUACGUGAAAAAUGUAAAUGAUCAGAUAGUGAAGAAUUUAUCAACCCAGAAAACUAUGGACAACCUGGAUGCGUCAGUAUACAGCCACUUACAAAGACAAAUAAGCAAUAUAAAAAUGCAGGUGAAUAAUUUACAUGACCAGUUGGACAGUCAUAUGUACCAGCAAAAAGGCAACAAAAUGUUUAACCAAAUGAAUAGCCAAAUUAACAACACCAGUAAUCAGAUUGGUCGACAUAUCAGUGGCCAACUGGAUUGUCAAAGAGUUGGACUCAUAACGAUGGACUCAAAAGUAAAAAUUCCAAAUGAGCAAUGGAGCUAUCAUAGAAACUCCAAAGGAUCAAUCGUCAUGGAAGAGGACAUAUCCCUCUCACACCAUGAAAGAAAAAUGCACAAAAAAACAGAUAUCGUUAAGAAGGAAGAUUACCUCUACAGAGAUAACCCCCUUUGUAAUAAUACCUAUAAGGAGCUGCAUCCACAAAUUAACUUCGGCAAUGCAGAUGAGGGAAGCGACGGAGAUGAGGAUGCAAACUAUUAUAACCACGUUAAUAAACACCACAAUGGAAGUCCUAUUAACGUGGAGGAAUAUCUAAUUGAAGGAAACUCUUAUUCUUCCGACGCCAGUUUUACAAAGUAUGGAAUCCAUGGGGGAAAAACAAUCCGAGGUAGAAGCAAAGGGUACAAUUCAAGUGAUAGCUGUAGAAGCAAAAAUUCAAAAAGGAGAAAAUAUAAAAAUCAUAAGGGACCAAUUUAUCAUCAGCAUGAAAGGAAGAAAAAAUUAAUUAACCUUUUUAAUCAUAAUAUAAAGUGGGGAACUGAUAAAUGUGGUAAUGGCAUGGACACGGUGAAGCCUCAAUGGGAGAUCUGCGCAGAUGGUGUGCGUAGCCGAUCUGGCGUUGAUACAAGUGAGCACACAGAUCUACGUAAUGAUGAAAAUCCAUUGGGAGGUCAAGCUGUAAGUUGCGGAAAGGAGGAUCGUUUUGUUCAAGACCAGGCACCGUCAGCGCAGUUUGGUGAUCAAGGUGGUAGAGUGGGUACAGUCCAAGCGACUGAAGUAGUCGACGUGGAAGAAGUGAUUCGAGGGAAGCACGUAAUGAACGUGGGAAACGUGUCGGAUGUGAUAAACGGGAUAGGACCAUCCGAAGUGGAGGAAACUGCUGACAAGAGACCAAACGCAGAGGAGGAGGCAUAUCGCCCUUUCAGCGACCAGAAGCUAAUGUAUUUGAAAAAAAAAUUGAUGCAGUUGAAUUUAUUUAAAAGGAAUCAAAAACGGAAAAAUGAAGAGGAUGGCCUAAACCAAUACGAGCUGAAAGCCGAUACUAGCGAACAAACGAACGAAAAGGAGAAAAGAAUGGCUCCUAUGGAAGUAGGCAAUGGGCCGGAUAAAGACAUCGAAUUAGUUUCUCACGCAGAGAAAGGGAGAACGUUAGAGAAUGAAGCACGAUCAAAGAAUGAAAGGGCCAAGUUCAUGCUUGUAGAGGAAAGGCAAGAAACGGAAGGUGGAAGCAGCGUCAAUGCCUAUGAUAGUUACAAUACAAUACACCACUGGGAACAGCCAUCUAGCCAAAACGACAGGAGAAGGAGAAGCUACCCCAACGGAAAUAUCAACAAUGCAAAUGAGUCCAGGGACUUCAUGUCGAUGUUUCAAAAACUGGUUCUUAAAGACGGCGAGAAUGGGCAAAGAGAACAUAAAGUGCAAAAUAGUUUACUCCACUUUUAUUGCAACACCGAUGAGGAUUAUGUAAAUGUAGCCAACGGCUCUUGCCUUGGUGAAAAGUCUACAUUACUUCCAGAUGGUAACCAGCGGAAUAUGGACGGAGGAGGAAAAAACGUAGAUAUGUUUAGGCAUUUUUUUUUCUUAAAAGACGAUAUGAAGGCCUCGGAAAAUAUAAAGGAAACUACUAGCAUGGAUAAUACAAGUAUUCAUCAAAACGGAGUAGGAGAAAGUAGAAACGGAUGGGGGGCACGCAGUAGCUAUGCCAGUGGAAGCCAAGUAACAAAUGAAAAUUGGUGGGACAGGAAAAAUGCGCAGAUCAUGAAUUCAUUUACCAUAGACCAAAUUUAUGACUACACGGUGGAUUAUUAUCACCAAAUGAGAAAAUCAAAGGAAGGGAAUGAUCCCAACACCUUCACCAACGUAUCAGAUAUGCUCAAUGAGAAAAAUAAAAUGGACCUUUAG
Molecule: messenger RNA, 3729 nt
Organism: Plasmodium knowlesi strain H
Lineage: Eukaryota; Apicomplexa; Aconoidasida; Haemosporida; Plasmodiidae
Product: conserved Plasmodium protein, unknown function
Exons: 3
Coding region: 1-3729 (1242 amino acids)
Source: RefSeq, a predicted model, not a curated record